AUCGUGGUGGGGAGAAGAGGCGUGGUCACAAAUGUGCGCGUCCUAUCACAUAACUUACUUAUAACUUUGCUGUCCGAGACGUGAUCGCGUUCGACAUGGCUCUUUUGCAGGAGACUCUGCGCUCCCUACAUGCGCGGGAUUGGCAGAAAGGCUCUAAACAAGCGUCUCUUUUCGCAGUCGGCAUUUCCUUUAUCAUCGUCACAAUUUUUGUUGUAUCUCUUCGAAUAUAUGUGCGAACACGUUUACUGGGGCUACGAUUGGCGACAGAUGAUUACUUAAUGGCGGCGGGUGCUUUCUGCACAAACAUGCUUUCGAUUACCAACAUGAUUAGCGGGUGGUAUGGCACAGGCGAGCGCACACGCGACAUUCGCCCUCAAGACUAUACGCCUAUGCUCAAAGCAAACCUCGCGACGCGCAUUCUCUAUGUAUUUGCCAGCUGCCUUGUCAAGUUCAGUAUCUUGGUAUUUUACCAAAGACUUGAUCCACGGCGAAGAACCAGGUUGAUUGUGUACUUCCUCAUGGCCUGGGUUCUCGCACUAUCCAUUAUGACAUUCUUCUCCUUUGUAUUGACAUGCAUACCGACGUCGGUCUUCUGGGAUCUGGCAGCACAGGCGAAGAAUCCAGAGAAGUGUAUGUCGCCGACUACGCGCCAAAUCUUCUUUAACAUCAACAACGUCAUGAACAUCAUGCAAGAUCUUGCUAUAUACCUGGUUCCGGUAUUGAUCGUGUCCAACUUGCAAAUGCCACGAGCACAAAAGUUUGCGCUAGCCGCUCUUCUUGGUGUCGGACUCAUAGCAGUGGCAGCUGGCUGCGUGCGCUUCUACUACGUUCUUUUUCUCGUCAACAAAGUCGACGACGUUUACUACUACAUGGCCGACUCUUUCAACUGGUACAGUAUCGAGAUAUACAUCGGAAUCAUAUGCAGCUGCGCAUCGACCUUCAAGAUCCUCAUCUCAAGAUUCAUGCCUAAGAUAUCGCAUUACGUAGGAAGAAGCAACGGGCAGUCGACCGGAAAAACGCCACGUAACCAGCGCGAAGGAUCCCGUAGCGAUCCGAUCUUCAUGAAGCGUCUUUCGUCAAACAGACUGACUGGCAACCGCAAGUAUGGAGUCGAAGGGAUCACGGAGAUUGGCAAUGAGAGUCAAGAGGCGAUGGUGAAAAGCCAAUAGUGCUGGACUUGAUGAGGAAAAAGAGCUGACGAUCGUGUGCUUCAUAAUGUCAUUGGGCGGAAUCUGUUAGUCAAUAUUCGCGAAAUGUUCUAGAGUGACUGAUGUGCAGCAUUGAGUGCUCAUCACCAGGAGUCUUAAAAUAGCCGGGCAAUGAAAGCCCAGGCAUAAAAAGUUCAAGUUGUCUCAUAAUAAAGUAAUAAUACACAGCACGAUGCAAUCUG
Molecule: messenger RNA, 1390 nt
Organism: Bipolaris maydis ATCC 48331
Lineage: Eukaryota; Fungi; Ascomycota; Dothideomycetes; Pleosporales; Pleosporaceae
Source: RefSeq, a predicted model, not a curated record